Molecule: messenger RNA, 5399 nt
Organism: Xiphophorus couchianus (Monterrey platyfish)
Lineage: Eukaryota; Metazoa; Chordata; Actinopteri; Cyprinodontiformes; Poeciliidae
Gene: plekhg5b
Product: pleckstrin homology domain containing, family G (with RhoGef domain) member 5b
Exons: 21
Coding region: 640-4125 (1161 amino acids)
Biological process (GO): Rho protein signal transduction; endothelial cell migration
Cellular component (GO): axon; endocytic vesicle; plasma membrane
Molecular function (GO): guanyl-nucleotide exchange factor activity
Source: RefSeq, a predicted model, not a curated record
AACUUUACCAUGGAUUAAAUCAAGGCUCAAAGGCAGCAGCAGGAAAGGAACCGUUGCUUAUUCCUGGAGAUAAGAUUGAGACACCUUUUAGCAGCUGGACGUCUGUAAUUUUAGUCAGGAAUAGCCUGCUUAAAUGGAUUAAAAGAGAACAGCAGUUGGUGCUUGACAGUGCCCAGUGGGUGGCUAUGCAGUGACUGAUUAGAGGAAAACCUGAAAAGGUCCAUAGGAUCAACAGGAAGAGGUUCUGAAACAGAACGGCCACAGAUGGAUGUUGGUAAUUGCUUUGUUGGUGGCACUGGAGAAGGUGAUUCCAGGCUCAGAACCUUGGAGAUGUAAUGGAUUGAAUUAGUUUGCUCACUUAAUUACACAUUUAUGACGGGUCAGAUUCAGAAAGUUUUAGCAAGUGCGUGCCAGAUGAGGUAAAGAUGCAGGACAUCCAGAUGGCGGUUAAACCGGUUGCCAGGUUCAAUUUUCUAAUACAUUGAAAGGAUUUAAUUUAAGACAUUUGGUUUUCCUUGUGUCUAAAGUGAAGAUGGUGGUUUAUAAUUAUUGUUUAGUACAGGUGAAGCUACGUUUUGAGGUAAUGUUUUAAACACACACUUGAUAUUCAUUACUAUAUAAAGGUGCCACUCCUUGAAGAUGUUUCUGUACUGGAAGAAGCGAGGUGAAUAUGAGCUGGAGGCGUUGAUGCCUCCCUUCACACAAAUGACAAUGGAGCGCUACUCAUGGUCAUCAUCACUGGACGUCAUCCAUGAUCUGUCUGAUGAUAAACCAGUCCAGGAGGAAGACUGGGUGGUUUGUCAGCACCCCGAGUGUCCUGACCACCGAAGGGCCUCCAAGGUUUGCCACCACCCAGACUGCCAGGACCUGAACAGCAAAAGCCCCCUUCAUCUGUGUGAUUCAUGUGACUCGCGAUGCCAUCCAGAGAGCGCCGACAACAUGCACUUUGACCGACACCCCCGAUUUGACCUGCAACCUCAAGCUUCCAUCCUGGCUCGGAACGUGUCCACGCGCUCCUGCCCCCCACGCACCAGCCCCCCCUCCGAUCUGGAGGAAGAGGAUGAAGGGAGCAAUGACCGCGGUGAGCGUAAAACGGUGGGGAUGAAGUUGGGAAAGAAGAAGCCAAGGAGACGACACACUGAUGACCCCAGCAAAGAGUGUUUCAGCCUCAAGUUUGACCUCAACGUAGACAUCAACACAGAGAUUGUACCGGCUAUGAAAAAGAAAACACUGAGAGAGGUUUUAGGUCCAGUGUUUGAGAGGAAUGGCAUCGAGCUGUCGCGGGUCGACCUGUUCCUUGAUCAGUCCAAUACGCCGCUGUCCCUGCACUUCGAGGCCUAUCGCUUAGGAGGACACUACCUCAAAGUUAAAGCACGUCCCGGUGACGAGGUGAAGGUGGCGCAGAGUGUGAAGGACUUUCGAUCACACAGCCUGCCCAUCAUGAAGCCCCCUGAUGGCCAGAGCCCCUACAUCCUCACCCCGAGAGAGAAGGUGGCACACGAGUCUCUGGGACGCCGUGAAAGCAUCGAUCUGCUAGGUCAGGCUCGACGGAGGAAGAACAUGACGGAGUUCCUGGGGGAGACCAACAUUCCGACCCAGGAUGCUCUGGGACAGCUGGGCGGCUCGCUGCCCGCCGUCGGGGCGGGACCGGACAGCUGGAAGAACCGCGCCGCCAGCCGCUUCAGCGGCCUGUUCGGCUCAAACGCCGGAGCGGGGCCCUUUGGCAAGGAGUUGGACCGUCUCGAGCAGCUCCAGAGCAAACUCCACUCCUACUCGUUAUUUGGGCUCCCAAAGGUGCCGCGGCAGCUCUCCUUCCACCACGACUCCUGGGAGGGAGAGGAGGAGGCCAACCUGGUCAUGGAGGACAGCUGGAAGACGCUGCUGGACGAUCCUGAGGUGCUGACGAAGCGACAGUUCCACCAGCAGGAGGCGAUAUGGGAGCUGCUGAAUACAGAAGCCACCUACAUAAAGAAACUCAGAGUCAUCACUGAUUUGUUCCAGUGUGGGCUGCUGAACCUGCAGGAGAGCGGCCUGCUGACGGAUGUGGAACCCACCAAACUGUUCAGCAACAUCCAGGAAAUAGUCCGGCUCCACAUCUCACUGUGGAACCAUGUCAUGCUGCCCGUUCUGAAGAAGGCCAGGGAGGCCCGGGCCCUGCUUGACCCAACUCACCUCCAUGAUGGCUUCAGAACGUUUGGGUCCAGAUUCCAGCCAUACAUUCAUUACUGCAUGGAGGAGGAGAGCUGCAUGGAGUACAUGCGCACACUUCUCAGGGACAAUGAACCCUUCAGGACAUAUGUUACGUGGGCAGAGACCCAUAAGCAAUGUAACCGUCUGAAGCUGGCCGACAUGUUGGCAAAGCCUCAUCAGAGACUGACCAAGUAUCCCCUCCUGCUGAAGAGCAUACUGAAGAAAACUGACGAGCCGUCGGCCCGCGACAUCGUUAACAGCAUGUUGGUCACAGUGGAGAGCUUCAUCAAUAGCGUGGACUCGCAGAUGCGACAGCGUCAGGAGCAGCAGAAGCUGGCCACCAUCUCGGCCCGCAUAGACUCCUAUGAGGCCGUGGAGGGCAGCAGUGAAGAAGUGGAGAAGAUCCUCAAAGAGUACAACCGCUUCGAUCUAAUGUCUCCCAUGAGAGAAACGUCACCGGAGGAGACUCGACAGCUGCACCUCGAGGGAGCUCUGAGGAUGAAAGAGGGCAAGGACAGCAGGAUGGAGGUCUACUGUUUCCUGUUCACCGACCUGCUGCUAAUUACCAAACCGGUGAAACGAGUUGAAAAGGUUAAAAUUAUCAGACAGCCUCUCCUCAUUCACAACGUCGUCUGUAAGGAGCUCAAAGAUCCUGGUUGUUUUAUCCUUAUCUACCUCAAUGAGUUCAAGAGUGCAGUAGCAGCUUACACUUUUCAAGCCAACAGCGCCUCCCAGGGGCGAAGCUGGAUUGAUGCAAUUUGCAAUGUCCAGAACCAGCUGCAGAGACUCCGCAGUCAGGAAGCCCUCCGGCAGCAGGACAUUCAGAAGAAAUGCACAGCCGAGGAUGAGGAGGAAGAGGAAGAUGAGAGCAGCAACUCCGCUACCAGCUCCCCGAUCCUUCGGCACAAGGAGGAGCCGAACUCCAGCCAGUCAGACGGUUCAACCGAGACCCUGUCUGUGAUGGAUGUGGAUGAGCCGACUGAGCACCAACAAUCCCCUGCCUCCAGCACAAACUUCGAGGAAUGCUCCAGCAGAGACUCGGAGCCCGACCUGGUUCUCCUGUCAGACAGGUCCGAGCUCCAGCAGUCCACCUACCGAGCGCAUCCCAUCGUUUACAUCGGACAGAUUCAAGAGGAGAACGAGGAGCUGGACCCGCAGCGGCGGUCGCUCUCUAUGGACAGUGCGUAUGGUACCCUCUCUCCUGAGUCGUUUCAGCGGGAGCUGCAGCCACAGCCCAUCCAAAGUGAGGGUGAGGAGGUGGAGGUAGUGCAAGACCAGGAGGUGGAGUUUGGCAAAAAUGGGAAAGUGGAAGAACAGAAGGAGGAAGAUGAGGAAGAAGAAGAAGAGGAGGAGGAGGAGGAAGAGAAUGCAUCUGUAGGGUCCCAGCUGUCUGUGGUGCAGUCAACCAAACCUCGCCGGAGGCCUCCUGUGCAGUCCAAGGUUCAAUGCAUACAGAGGCUGACCUCUUUGACCUUCUCCCGCUCAGAGGACAACCUCCUGCAGCGAGUCCACGGCGAGGAAAACCCCGUGUCUCACACACACUCUUUCAACUCUGAGUCCCAGGAACUGGACUGCACGGACGUAGACCCGUCCUCUCUGGCUCACAGCAAGAGCCUGUCGGAGCUGCGGCGGAACGGCUUCAACCGCUCCGAAGACUGCCUGAGCUCCAGCAUGCCCGCCGACAAACUGCAGGCCAGCCUGAGCCGGGCCAAGGUCAUGCUCAACCGUAAGACGCAAGAAGAGGUGGAUGGGGAGACGGCACCGUCUAGCAGAGCAGAUAGAAAAUGCGAGACGACGACAGCAGACACGAAUUCACCUAAAAACAAAAAAAGGAAAUCUCCAGCCCAGCAGCACAAGAAGCUAACGUUAGCUCAGCUCUACAAGAUACGCACAACUCUAGUUCUAAACUCCACGCUGACUGCAUCGGAGGUAUAACUUUUCCAAACGGCAGAGCGGCAUCAACAUCACAAGGGUUAGCGCUUGUUUUGUUUGGAUAGACUGAUUUUCUAUAGACACAGAUGCACUCUUUGUCACACUGCCCUCUCCCUUGCAGUUGCUACUCUGGACUUUUUUAUUUAUACAUCAUCAUUUAGUUUUUUUUUUUAAUGUUUCAUUGGGUUUUGAAUUCCUCAAACAAAAAAGGAGGGAACAUUUACUGCCUGCACUUUGCAAGAGAAGUAGCACUGGAGGGGUGGAACCUGCAGCGGUGAGACGUCCAGGCGGAGGUCCGGCAACCUCGUUCCGGCACUCCACACAGGAGACGCUGAACUCUUCCCUUCCUCUCACUCAUGAGUUGAAGAAAGAGACACCAAAUCUUGAAUACGCUUGUGUGUUAGCAAGAAAAAACAAAACAAACAAAAAAAAACACCUGGACACUUGUAUUGCUCCUGAUUUGCUUCAACAAAGGAAACUAUUGCACAGUUUUCUCUAAGUACAAAACUAAGGAGUGAAAUUUUCAGCCAUGUAAUGAGUCGCUUGCAUAUGAUGCGUUUUCGAUUCUUGACUGAACCGAAACUGAUCACCAUCUCCUUUGAUUAUGCAAACCCACCCAAAGAUGGGAGGCCUGUGUAAUCCUGCGAGAGCAAAAACUAAAACAAAAACAACCACAAAAAAAAAGGAAUCCAAAUAAGCCAAUCGCAUUUCAGCUUAAUUUCAACUUUGUGUUUACUGUUUGCGUUUUUUUUUGCUGAACUAAUGACUAAAAAUGGGUGACUGAAGCCAUUUUGGUAUUUUUUUUUUUCUGCACUAUACAUGUUCCGGCUUGAGGCGCGCACACAAAUAAAAAUAAAAUGGAUUCACAAGAAGAAAGGAAAGUCUCACUAGCAUGUGCUUGUUUCUUAGUAAUGUUAGCAGGUUGAAGAAAGAGGUUUGUGUUGAUUAUUCUGCAGCGCUUUAGCUGAACAACGUUCUUCAGGAGAUUAAAAAAAGCUUUUCAGAUCACCAACUUUUUUUUUUCCCCCAAACCAAAUAGGUAAAUGAAAUUGUUUACUUCUGUUUUUUUGUUUAUAAUAUUUAUUACCCCUUCUGUGUUUUAUAUAUAAGAUUUUGUUUAUGUUUGCUUUCAUAAUUUGUACAUGUGUUUUGUUAAUAUUUUGGGUUUUUUGUCAUGUCAGGCAUUAACAUGCUAAGAACCAAAAUCAUGUCUUUUCUUUCAGGAAUGACUACAAAGUGUCUUAUGAAAUAAUAAAAAAAACCUACAAAAUACCUUA